AUGGAAUUUGUUGAACAGAAAAUUAUCGUUUAUUUGCUACAAAUAAUUUCGGAAUCGUCCAAUAUUUCAGUCACAACAUUGACAGCUUUACGAAAAGCUGCUUCUUUGCAUCAAUCGGUCACACCGUUGCGUCCAUUGCCGAUCAAAAGCAAUUCAUCGUCUAAUGCAUUUUGUGUUGCAUUACCAGCGACAAUAACAAAAAAAGCUUUAAAAAGGACAGCUAAACGGAUGGAUGAAGCUGGAAGGAAAGCAAGAAUUCUUGAAAAUGCUAUCACAAAUAUUGCCCAACAAAACCGAAAUCGUUCCAUAUUCCAUUCCGUGGAACAGUUAGCUCAAUCCGGUUAA
This is a messenger RNA of Cercopithifilaria johnstoni, 345 nucleotides long. NCBI's taxonomy places the organism in Eukaryota, Metazoa, Nematoda, Chromadorea, Rhabditida, Onchocercidae. The record is from the annotation of a GenBank genome assembly.